Molecule: messenger RNA, 864 nt
Organism: Drosophila suzukii
Lineage: Eukaryota; Metazoa; Arthropoda; Insecta; Diptera; Drosophilidae
Source: RefSeq, a predicted model, not a curated record
CGUGGAACGGUCACACUUGUCUUAGAAGCGUCGCAAUUGAACCAAGCGUUUUCGCGGCAUUGUGAAUAAAAUUGAAGUGAACAUACAACAUACAUAAGUGAUACAAAAAAGGAUCAAAAUGGCUAAAGAAGAAUGUGGAGAGGAUCCUCUAUAUAAACUUUUAAAAAAGAUGGAAAUUGAGGAAGUGCAUACAUUUCUAACAGCUGCAAAAGUAAACAUCGACCAGCUAAAAUACAUGAACGCUGAUGACAUUAAGGAGGCAGUGCCUCCAUUAGGUCUGCGCAUAGAGUUUAGACAAAAACUCUUCAGAUGGAAGGAGUCUGAGGGUGGAGAUGAAUACCAAAUUUCGCCACUGCCCUCCAUUGUCAAACCAGACGUUAAGGCUCCCCUAAAGUUCAUUUUGAAUAAAAGCUUGCACUCCUUACUUAAUGAGUCUCGAAAGGGCAUGAAGAUUUUGGAACAUGAAGAAACUCAUCAUUAUCUUCCCCAAAUGCAUCGGGACGAACUUAUUUCUAUUAUAAUAGAAGAGACCAUGCUCGAAAAUAUUACGAUUAGCGUUCCAGAUUUCCAAACCUUGCUAGAAGCCAGAUAAACGUUAAGGAUUACUGUUUUAUACCUCGAAUGGGUAGAGGCAAUCCUGCAGGAAAACUGUAUUCAAAAUAUAGGAACCGCCGCAGCCGCAUAAUGAAAAAGAAGAAGAGGUCUGUAGAACUUGUGAUCUUCGAAGAGGAUGAUGCAGACAUCUGCAAGGCAUACAAGCUGACGCUUAGCCGUACAUGUGACGAUUGGGAGAGUGUACGCGAUAUGUGGAAGAAGACAUACAAAAUACGACAGGAAGACGUCACGGCUCUGAAUAACUCUGAU